Molecule: messenger RNA, 165 nt
Organism: Fimicolochytrium jonesii
Lineage: Eukaryota; Fungi; Chytridiomycota; Chytridiomycetes; Spizellomycetales; Powellomycetaceae
Exons: 2
Coding region: 1-165 (54 amino acids)
Source: RefSeq, a predicted model, not a curated record
AUGGCAGAGCCCCGCAUGUUCAAAACCUUCUACGGCUGGGCCGCAGUGACAGGCAUAGGCUUCGUCACGCUGUACUUUGUCCGCAAGUCGAUAGCACAGCGAAGGAGAGAGGAGCUGCUGAGGGAGUUGGGCGAGGAGCGGAGGAGGAUUACUACCAUUCGGUAG